Harpegnathos saltator (Jerdon's jumping ant) is the source of this 2413-nucleotide messenger RNA. It is a transcript of the gene Nsun2, whose product is annotated as tRNA (cytosine(34)-C(5))-methyltransferase Nsun2. Gene Ontology annotation, molecular function: tRNA binding; tRNA (cytidine-N5)-methyltransferase activity. Gene Ontology annotation, cellular component: cytoplasm; nucleus. Gene Ontology annotation, biological process: tRNA methylation. The coding region runs from base 133 to 2370 and encodes 745 amino acids. The record is from RefSeq and is a predicted model, not a curated record. NCBI's taxonomy places the organism in Eukaryota, Metazoa, Arthropoda, Insecta, Hymenoptera, Formicidae. The transcript is spliced from 11 exons.
AGUUCCGCAGUGCAGCUAAAAAGAACAGACCAACUGAUUUUUUUUAGUACAAUUUGGUACAAUUGUUAGACACGUGUUAAUCGUAUGCGAUUAUAGUGUUAAUUAAUAAGAAAUACGUAUUGUGAUUGAAUAAUGGGUAAAGGACGAAAAAAUAAACCAAGGAAAAAUUUUGCUGAGAAACGUCGGGAAAAGCAAAAGAAAAAAGAUGAAUGGGACAAAGUUCCUCAAAGCUAUCCAGAUAUUAUCAGAGAAAACAAGGAUUUUGAAAAUUAUUACAAGACUCAAGAAAUAGUUCUAGAAGAUAAAUGGGAUGCAUUUAUCAAUACAAUGAGGACCAAUCUGCCGGUUGCUUUUCGUAUAACUGGCUCUAAAGUAGAAGCUAAGGCUUUAUUAGAGAUAAUCAAAAGUGACUUUUUUAAGAAAAUUUUGAAUACAAAUUUGAAUGAUGAUAGUGAAAAUUCCAGUAAUGAAAUAGAACCUAUAUUACAUAGUUUACCCUUUUAUCCUGAAAAAUUGGCUUGGCAAUUGCAAUUGACUAGAAAAGAUAUCAGACGAUCGGAAGCUUAUUUCAGGCUGCACAACUUUCUUAUUGCUGAAACUGACAGUGGUAACAUCAGUAGGCAAGAGGUAGUUAGUAUGGUUCCUCCUCUAGUUUUAGAUGUCAGGCCUUCACAUAAGGUUCUUGAUAUGUGUGCUGCACCUGGAUCAAAAACAGCUCAGCUUAUAGAGAUGAUACAUGCAGAUGAAGACAAUAUUGUACCAGAGGGUUUUGUGAUAGCCAAUGAUGUCGACAAUAAUCGUUGCUACAAGCUGGUGCACCAAGCUAAAAGACUAAAUAGUCCAAAUAUUCUUAUUACAAACCAUGAUUCAUCUAUUAUGCCUAACUUUACAAUUACAAAGCCAGAUGGUACAAAAGAUAUAUUAAAAUUUGAUAGAAUACUUGCGGAUGUCCCAUGUAGUGGUGAUGGUACUAUGCGAAAGAAUCCAGAUAUAUGGUGCAAAUGGAGUCCUGCUAAUGGCAGUAAUCUCCAUGGAAUUCAGUAUAGGAUAGUGAAACGUGGUUUGGAAUUGUUAACAAUUGGGGGAAGGAUGGUAUAUUCCACUUGUUCAUUAAAUCCUAUCGAAAACGAAGCAGUGCUUCAUAGGAUCCUUCUUGAAACUGGGGAUUCAGUACAGUUAGUGAACUGUAGAGAUUUAGUACCAGGAUUAGUGUGUGACCCUGGUGUUACUCACUGGAAACCAGCAUCUAAAGAUUUACAACAUUACAAUGCCUGGGAGGAAGUUCCAGAACAGUGGCAGACACAAAUACGACCAAAAAUGUUUCCUCCACCAGCGAACGAGGCCUUCAAGUUUCAUCUUGAACGUUGCAUGAGAAUAUUGCCACAUCAUCAAAAUACUGGAGGCUUCUUUGUGGCUGUACUGGAAAAAGUGAAAUCUCUGCCAUGGGAGAGUGAAACGUGUACAUUAAGUCAAAAUGUACAGAAUAUAGUUGAUAGUGAAAAUAAGGAUGAAUUAAGCCUCGAAGAAGAGGCAGCGCGAGACGCAAAACUUCUAGAGAGUGGAAAAAGGCUAUUAGUAGAAGAAACGAAACAAAGGAAACGCAGAAGGAUUGUUGGUUAUAGGGAAGAUCCAUUUGUUUUCUUCAAAGACGAAUCUGAAGACGCGUGGCAAUCCAUCAAAGAUUUUUAUGGUAUAUCUAAUAAUUUGGAUUCGCGACAUUUAUUGGUGAGAAGUUACGAGGGAAAGAAGAAAAAUAUUUACUUCACGUCACCGGCAAUCCGUGAUUUGGUGAUAUGUAAUGAGAACAAAGUCAAGUUGAUAAACACUGGCGUUAAAACAUUCGUGCGAUGUGACAAUAAAGGUUUAAAAUUUCGACUUGCUCAAGAAGGAGUACAAAGUAUCGCUCAUUACAUAAGUGAUAGGAGAAAACUUCACGUUUCAAAAGAAGAUUUAAUCAUGCUUUUACAAAAUAACGAUCCACACACACCACCUGAAAUUGUAAAAUUGAAUUUAGACACUCAGGAGCGUCUCAAGGAUUUCGCGACCGGAAGUUGUAUAUUGUUAUACAAAGAAGAGAAAACUGACAGUCUGAAUCCGCUAAAUCUGAAAAUGGUAGGAUGGAGGGGAAUUAUGUCUCUUAGAGCAUAUGUAUCUACUUGUGAUGCGGUUCACUAUUUACGACUUUUAGGAGCGGAUUGCUCGAAAUUUGAGAAAAAUAAGUUCGAAGAAAGUCGCGCGGCUCUGUCAACUGAAGAUAUCAACAACGGUAAAAUUGAACCCGAAGAUUCUAUCAGCAAAAAGACCGCUCUCCCGGAGAAUGGCGAUGGCACAGAGAAGAUUAAUGACGCAGAGGUCGAGACGAAUAAAUGACUUAUUACAGCGUAAUUAUGAUUUAACAAGUUUUCUAAUGUUU